This is a messenger RNA of Megalops cyprinoides (Indo-Pacific tarpon), 3368 nucleotides long. Its product is annotated as transducin-like enhancer protein 1. The record is from RefSeq and is a predicted model, not a curated record. The transcript has 20 exons. Bases 576 to 2906 code for a protein of 776 amino acids. Gene Ontology annotation, molecular function: transcription corepressor activity; protein binding. Lineage: Eukaryota; Metazoa; Chordata; Actinopteri; Elopiformes; Megalopidae. Gene Ontology annotation, biological process: negative regulation of canonical Wnt signaling pathway; regulation of DNA-templated transcription. Gene Ontology annotation, cellular component: transcription regulator complex; nucleus.
AACAACUUCGAAUCGUUAAUUGGCGUCACUUUUUUGUCGCAAUUAACUUCUGAGGAUUUGCUUGUGUAGAUUCUUUUUCUUUUUGUAUCGCUUUUGGACUUUUAGUGAAAACGCUUUGCUUUCUGUCUUUUGUUUUGCUCCAUUUGGAUAUCCCGUGGAGACAGAACAUCGUUACACUGCGAGGAGAAAAUUCACUUCUGCACGGGGCUUGGCUGGGAGCUUUUUUCUCCACCUGUUUUGUUUUCCCGAUGGUUCGUGUUGUAUUUUUUUGCGAUUGAUUUUUCUGUUUCUUCAUUGGAGUAUUGUAAGAGAUCAAGGAAGAGCGCGCAAUCGGACUCAAGUUUGUUGAUUAGAGAGCCGCGGUGGUGGGAGCGUUUGUUUUGUUCCACGGAAGAGACACCAACAGGACGGGGGGUCGAGGAUUGGUGUUUUCAAGGGCCCCUUUUCUUCGGGGACGAUCCAGGAUGAAUUUAUUGUAGUCCACAGUUUCCCGUUACUGCUUCUCCGUGUUUUCUGAAACAGGUUAAAACAUAAACACCGAGACCAUCCAAUUCCUGGAGGAGAGCUAGCUAGCCAUGUUUCCUCAAAGCAGACACCCGACGCCGCACCAAGCUCCCGGUCAGCCGUUUAAAUUUACGAUUCCGGAGUCUUUGGACCGAAUAAAGGAAGAAUUUCAGUUUCUACAGGCCCAGUAUCACAGCCUGAAGCUGGAAUGUGAGAAGCUGGCCAGUGAGAAGACGGAGAUGCAGCGGCACUACGUGAUGUACUAUGAGAUGUCCUAUGGACUCAACAUUGAAAUGCACAAACAGACUGAGAUUGCAAAGAGGCUGAACACAAUCUGCGCUCAAGUCAUCCCCUUUCUGUCUCAGGAACACCAGCAGCAGGUGGCUCAGGCUGUGGAGCGGGCCAAACAGGUGACUAUGGCCGAGCUCAAUGCCAUCAUCGGGGUACGUGGACUUCCUGGUCUGCCUCCUACACAGCAGCAUCUGUCCCAUAGUCACGGCCCCCCGGUUCCGCUGACGCCCCACCCGGCAGGGCUGCACCCACCUGGACUGCCUCACCUGGGCGGCAGCGCCAGCCUGCUCGCCCUCUCCAGCGCCCUCGGAGCACCGCCGCACCUGCCCAAGGACGACAAAAAGAGCGGCCACGAUUCGGAACACCACAGAGAACGAGAGCCAAGUACGAGUAACUCCCUGCUGAUGGCUGAGAGUAUGCGAGCAGCAGACAAACGCAGAAACCCUCCGGAGUUCUCCAGCGAUACCAAGAAGCGGAAAGCUGAGGACAAGGACUCUAGCCAUUACGACAGUGAUGGAGAGAAGAGUGACGACAACUUGGUAGUCGAUGUUUCCAAUGAGGACCCCGCCUCUCCUCGAGGUACGCCCAUCCCCUCGCCCAGGGAGAAUGGUCUGGACAAGACACGCCUCUUAAAGAAGGAUGCCUCUAGUAGCCCCGCCUCCACUGCCUCCUCUGCUAGCUCCUCCUCCCUCAAGUCCAAAGAGAUGAGCCUGCAGCAUGAGAAGGCCAGCACGCCCGUGCUGAAGUCCAACACACCGACUCCGCGAGGGGACGCCACCCCUGGGACCAGUGCCACGCCCGGGCUGCGGCCAGGCCUCGCAAAACCACCCUCCAUGGAAAUGCCACACCCACCCACUGCAGGCCUGAGGACCCCCCUGGCGGUUCCAGGCCCGUACCCUGGCCCAUUUGGGAUGGUGCCCCCCCACGCUGGCAUGAACGGGGACCUCACCAGCCCGGGUGCCGCCUACGCCGGUCUCCACAGCAUCUCCCCUCAGAUGAGCGCUGCUGCUGCUGCCGCUGCCGCUGCCGCCGCCUAUGGACGCUCCCCCAUGGUCGGCUUUGACCCACAUCCUCACAUGAGAGUGCCUGGCAUGCCUCCCAACCUGCCCGGGAUCCCUGGAGGAAAGCCUGCGUACUCCUUCCACGUGAGUGCAGACGGACAGAUGCAGCCCGUCCCCUUCCCUCCGGACGCUCUGAUUGGCCCAGGGAUCCCGCGCCACGCCCGCCAGAUCAACACGCUGAGUCACGGAGAGGUGGUUUGUGCCGUCACCAUCAGCAACCCCACCCGCCAUGUCUACACCGGGGGCAAGGGCUGCGUCAAGGUGUGGGACAUCAGUCACCCCGGCAACAAGAGUCCCGUCUCCCAGCUGGACUGCCUGAACCGGGAUAACUACAUCCGCUCCUGCAAGCUCCUGCCAGAUGGGUGCACCCUCAUCGUGGGCGGGGAGGCCAGCACGCUGUCCAUCUGGGACCUGGCCGCUCCCACCCCCCGCAUCAAGGCGGAGCUGACCUCCUCCGCCCCCGCCUGCUACGCCCUCGCCAUCAGCCCCGACUCCAAGGUGUGCUUCUCCUGCUGCAGCGAUGGAAACAUCGCCGUGUGGGACCUGCACAACCAGACCCUCGUCAGGCAGUUCCAGGGGCACACGGACGGGGCCAGCUGUAUUGAUAUUUCCAAUGACGGCACCAAGCUGUGGACAGGAGGCCUGGACAACACCGUCAGGUCCUGGGACCUGAGGGAGGGCCGGCAGCUCCAGCAGCACGACUUCACCUCACAGAUCUUCUCUCUGGGUUACUGUCCCACUGGAGAGUGGCUGGCGGUUGGCAUGGAGAGCAGUAAUGUGGAGGUGCUACAUGUCACCAAACCGGACAAAUACCAGCUGCAUCUUCACGAGAGCUGUGUGCUGUCUCUGCAGUUUGCAUACUGUGGUAAAUGGUUUGUGAGCACAGGGAAGGACAACUUGCUGAAUGCCUGGAGAACACCUUAUGGAGCCAGCAUAUUCCAGUCAAAGGAGUCGUCCUCCGUGCUGAGCUGUGACAUCUCCGUGGAUGAUAAGUACAUUGUCACCGGCUCUGGGGACAAGAAGGCCACUGUCUAUGAAGUUAUCUACUGAAUACCAAAGUCUUUUUUCCAGAUCUAUUUUUGUUACACAUCUGAACUGACAUGAAGUCAGAAAACUCAAAACUCACCUGUCCUCUGUCAGGUGAUCCAGUCACACCAGUCCGCUCUGACAGGUGAUCCAGUUGCACCUGUCCAUUCUGUCAGGUGAUUUGAAUUCUCAGAUCUGUUCCAGUUCCGGGGGGGGCAGGUGGAUGGAUGUCUUGGAGAGAUUGUGAAAAGAAGCGGGUUUGUAAUGUUUUUAGACCAAGAAUGCAUUGCGUCUCAGUGACCUCAGUCCUUACUGUCACAUUUUGACCCCUGACCUCUGACCUCUUGUGAUGUGUCCCUAUCUACAUGCUUUUGCCACCUUGUGACAUUACCUUUUUUGAUGUUCAAGCAAAUGUACAAAUUGUAUAUAUUUGGUUAUUACAGUAAAUGCUUUAGCAACAUUUGGUAUGUCUUUUAAAAUAACAUA